GACUGACAACCUCCCGCGCUAGCCACGCGUGAGUAUCGUCCUUCUGAUCGGCUGCGUUCAGCCAGGCUAACGAAUACUCCAGCAAUUUACAUAUCACCGGGAUAAUCAGCUCCAUCAACCGCCAUGCCUCCCAAGAUCGAUCCCAACGAGGUCAAGGUCAUCCACCUUCGUGCCACUGGUGGUGAAGUCGGUGCCUCCUCCGCACUCGCCCCCAAGAUCGGUCCUCUUGGUCUCUCGCCCAAGAAGGUCGGUGAAGAUAUCGCCAAAGCCACCGGUGACUGGAAGGGUCUUCGCGUGACAGUGAAGCUCACCAUCCAGAACCGUCAAGCCGCCGUCUCUGUCGUUCCCUCUGCCUCUUCCCUCGUCAUCAAGGCCCUCAAGGAGCCCCCGCGUGACCGCAAGAAGGAGAAGAACAUCAAGCACACCAAGAGCAUCCCUCUUGAUGAGAUCAUCAGCAUUGCCCGCACCAUGAGGUUCAAGUCCAUGGCCAAGGACCUCAAGGGUACCGUCAAGGAGAUCCUCGGAACUGCUUUCUCCACCGGCUGCCAGGUUGAUGGCCGCUCGCCCAAGGCCGUCUCUGACGACAUUGACUCUGGCGAGAUCGAGAUCCCCGAGGAGUAAAAUUUUCGAUUGGGAAACGAUGUAUGAAGGCAUAUGACGGGCAAUCCAUGAUAUAGAGUACUAUGUAGCUCAAUGCGGAACAUGUACUCAAAUCCAAGGCGCAUAUUUCAGUGCAUUGGUAGGAUAGGCACCGCUUCGGCGUUGGGGGCUUUCGAUACCACAAAAAGUAUCUGGAUUUUGACUUUGCAUAAAGCAAUGAACGCUCCGUGCCAUGCUAUCUUUGUG
Messenger RNA from Aaosphaeria arxii CBS 175.79, 846 nucleotides. RefSeq lists its product as uncharacterized. The transcript is spliced from 3 exons. Gene Ontology annotation, molecular function: structural constituent of ribosome; large ribosomal subunit rRNA binding. Gene Ontology annotation, cellular component: ribosome; cytosolic large ribosomal subunit. NCBI's taxonomy places the organism in Eukaryota, Fungi, Ascomycota, Dothideomycetes, Pleosporales. Bases 124 to 621 code for a protein of 165 amino acids. The record is from RefSeq and is a predicted model, not a curated record. Gene Ontology annotation, biological process: translation.